AUGGCGUUGGAACAAUCCUACCCUCGGCGCCGCCCAUCACCGACCCACUCUAGUGAAGAACGUAUAUCAAGCAAUGCCAGUCUACACUCAUUGGAGGGCGAUCUCUCUCAAUCUCACGAGUCGCCCAAGGAACCUCAGUCAUCAUCGAUCACCAACAACUAUUCCAUGUUAACAACAUCUCUCGAUGACAAGUUCGUUCAACGUCGAAGUAUGACUCUAUAUAGAGUGCACUCGGAUGGAGAGGGCAUUGAGCAUCCUGAUGCUGGUGAUCUAGGCAAUAGCAAUAGCCAAGAACAGCUAAAUGAACUUGAAGAUAUAUUUUCAUCCCAAGAACAUCGCGUCAGAGAUCAGACACAAACGGACGCAGCGUCACCAUGCGAUUCAAUAAGGAUGGGUGGAACAACCAGUCGAGAAUGCCUGGAAAAAACUGAUCUCGUUACUGGUUCAAGUCGAAGAGACCGGCCACCUUCAUACCGAAGAAGCCAUGGCCGAGCACCGGGUAUGAAGACUUUAUAUGGUGACGAGUUUCUUCCUCUGGCAAUUUCCUCCGGCGUGAAGCCUACAAAACCCAAAACGGUCUCGCAAGAUACCGAUACAGUCGGUGGAGGAUCCUCACCGCCUGGAUAUUUUGGAGAUGUGCAGUUACCCAAGGAGUCUACGUCAGACAUGCCUACCGGAUCGACGCCCAAGCAUAACCCUGAGCAGGUAGAUAUCGACUUUUCCAAAACCAUCAACAAAUUCAAACAGGAAACCAAGGACUCUCGGCACACUCAUAGAGCUUCAAUUGACUGGCGUAGACGAGUGAUGGCCUUCGAACCAAGCACUGACAGAUUAUCGCCCACCAGUGACAGCACGUCGAUUCCUCAUUCCCCUCCUAAUUCAUUUGCCAAUGAUAGGAUGUCAAUGUCUACUGCAGUAGACAGUGUCUAUGUGAAUUUCGAUCAUUUUUCUCAAUCUGAGAAACAGAACUCGGAUUUCUCGAAAGAAGAAGAUUACACCGAUGAUUAUCCUCGAAACUUUAGUCCGGAAGACAUAGUUCACAUCUCUAAGAAAAAAGUACGCAUACUGGAGGGGCGAAAUGUGCUUCGAUUCGUGUUAGGAUUGGCGAGCUCAUUUGUGGCCGCCAUACUUGCCGGCUUAUACUUAUAUCUACGAUAUCGAUACAUGGUCAAGGUGCUAAAGACCACCUCUCAAAGAUACACUGAGGCAUGGGUGUUUCUAGCACUCGAAAGUCUUGUGUGGACUUCUCUAGGACUAUCUGGAUUGUACGAUGUGUUAUCACAGCUACCACGCCGUACAUCACAUGUGUCCGGCAUGAGAAUCAAGAGCGAAGCACACUUACCAAUCGUCGAUAUCUACAUCAUCACUUCUGGGUUUCCAGACCCGAUUGUUAUGGACACUGUAGCUGCGACUUUGGCAUUAGACUACCCACCUUCACGAUAUCGUGUGAUAGUCAUUGACAAUUCCCAGGGGUCGAAUCUUCAACGACAAAUCGAACGCUUUCGUAAUCGGCCUAUGAAUCUGUUGUAUCAGCGUGUGGUGGGUGAUGAUUCUAUGAGACAUCGGUGUCACCCCAGCGGAUAUGCUAUCCAAUUCGCCUUACAACAACCCACCCCACGAAACCCAAGCCCAUUCAUUGCGAUCUUAGACGGCGAUAUGAUUCCUGAACUGGGCUUUUUGCGCUCUUUGGUCCCCCAUAUGGUUCAAGAUCCGAUGGUCGGCCUUGUGGCCUGUCCGAUGGCGUAUUACAACCUUCCCAAAUUUUUGCAAGGUCCCACUGCAACACUUCUAGAAAUGUCAGGUACACUUGUCCGUCCUCGCGAUACCACUCUUCAUGGUAUAAGAUCAGGAAUUAUUUUGCGCCGUUCUGCUUUAAGGGACAUCGGCGGAUUCCCAGCUUACUCUUGCAUUGACGAUGGAGCUGUGGUCUCCCUACUUAAUCAAAAAGGUUAUCGCAGUGUGGUUGUCAAAGAGCCAGCCCAAUGUGGUACUGCUCCAUUGGAUUUUGUUACUGCCACGAGCCAUCUGUCUGCUCUCAGAUUUGGACCUUUCAAGAUAGCUGCGUCUAGUGGCUCCUUCGGCGCACGAAUCUGCGGCCUUUUUGAACCGAUUUGUCGAACGAUAUUCAGCUUUUUGAUAUUUUGUGGAAUCGUUUCCAUACCCCUUCAGUUCUUUUCUUCCACAGUUCUUGUACCUGUCUUGAAAAAAUCACAGCUCGUCAACUUAAUUCAAAUGUCCGCCAUGAUGCUUUUUGCUUUCAGUCUGCGUGACUCAAUCUGGUGUACCCGCUCAAGUACUCCAACUUUCCGUCGGCGCUUGCAAACUUGGGCCUUCGUUGCUCCUUAUGACAUGAUCGUCAUCAUCAGUCGACUCAACCCAUUCAGAUCUACCCGUUAUAUCAAUGCAUCAAGAGUAGAAGCCCCCUCUACUCGACUCAGAAGGAUCCGUCGCGCCACAACUACAGGGCUAGCCUGGCUCCAUCUUUUACUAGCAAUCACUAUCGCAGCAUCAGUGAUUUACAAAAUCGUGCUCCUUGCCACGAAUCGACGUGAAAUGGGCACUAUUUACCAAACUGGGCUUUUAGCUAUCAUCUCUGGUUCAUUCUGGCCCACGCUUGUUUUUGUGGAUAUUUGGUUGGGUCUAAUGACACCUCUCACUCUCGCACUUAAAUCAUCAAGGAUACCAUUUCGGGAAGAUUUAUUGAUUCGAGAUCCAUUCACUAUGGUAGCUAGACCCAAGUUAACUUCUCGAACUUAUUACCCUUUUAUUGUAGUACAUUCCCCGAUGGAAUGUGUCAUCAGUUUAAUGUUUGCUGCUUAUAAUCUUUUCUUAUUGGGGCUCAGUUUUUUUCAAAUCCAACGUUAG
This is a messenger RNA of Melampsora larici-populina 98AG31, 2865 nucleotides long. Its product is annotated as family 2 glycosyltransferase. The record is from RefSeq and is a predicted model, not a curated record. Gene Ontology annotation, molecular function: glycosyltransferase activity. NCBI's taxonomy places the organism in Eukaryota, Fungi, Basidiomycota, Pucciniomycetes, Pucciniales, Melampsoraceae. Bases 1 to 2865 code for a protein of 954 amino acids. The transcript is spliced from 8 exons.